AUGGGAAUUCGAGCCAACAAGAUCUUCAUUAUAUUACUGAUGGAGUUUUGGGACCCAAGCACUGUGACCUUUAAGUUCUUGGAUUUUGAAAUCACUCCAACACUAGAGGAAUUUAGUGUUUUUCUUGAAUUACCAAUAAGAGGAAGAACACCAAUAUGUCCAUCAACCAUAAGUACAGAAGGUUUCCUUGAGUUGUUAGGGCUGCGUAUCUUGCCAUCACUAAGGCGUGCAGAAAAUGGGAAGGUAAAGUUGGACUAUCUUUUCCAAAGAUUUGGUCGUCUCGAGAGCUUCGAUAAGCACCGAGAUGAAUUUGCAUGCACUCGUAGACAAUGGAUGCAUAUGAGACCAAGGGUAUUUGUGAUGGCCUUUUUGGGGGCUAUGGUCUUCCCAAUGAGGUUUCAUUCGAUAAAUAUCAACAUUCUGCCAAUUGUAAUGGAACUUUUUGCGGUACCGCAUAACUAUUCCUUGGUGCAUAUAAUUCUCGCUGAAGUAUUUCGAUCAUUGUCAGCAUGCACAAGGGGGCAUAACUUCUUUGGGGGCUGUAAUUUAUUAUUACAGAUCUGGGCAAUAGAGCACUUCUAUCACCGAGAACCACAAAGGGACUACACAAUAGACGCCCACAAUUUGAUCCAAAGCCACAAUGAUCGUCUCAGGUAUUGGGAAGCACCUAUGGGAGAGGAAGAGUGGCGUCCGUUUUUGACCAACCUCACAGGAGAUUCCAUCCACUGGAAGUAUUUUUGGAUGAGAGGAUCGGUUUUUGUCAGGACGCAACACUUCUAUUUCAUUAAUCUGGUUGGGCUAGGAGGUAUUCAGCCAUAUGCUCCUCUCCGAGUGUUACGACAAUUCGGAGUUGUCCAAGACAUACCAUUAUGGGCAAAUAUGGCACUACACGAGGAUGAUCUCACUUCGGUCCCAGCAGGGCGUAUAAGGAAUUUGCAAUUAGAUUGGGAUCACAUUAUUACGAUAGAGGCAGGAAAUGAAAAAUGGUGCACGCCAGAAUAUUAUGUGUGGCGUACCACUAUGAGACAUUUGGCUCGGCCAAGUACGAAGGGGAUUGUGGGUGUUGCGGACAACCAAUGGAUUAAUUGGGUUAAGCAGGGAGUACUCCCUCAUAUUGAAUUCACAACACCAAUGUACAAUCAAAUAAUUCCAGGAUCAGUAGAUCAUUUGAUACCAAUGAUCGAAGAAGAUCCAGAGGAAGACCCUGAAGAGGAUCCAAGUGAAGAUCCUGAGGAUCCAGAAGAGGACCCAGAGGAAGAAGCUCACUCUGAGUAUGGUUCGAUAGGGUUCGAUGAAGAGGUAGGAUCGAACCAGAUUGACGAACUGUCGGAGUACUAUCCAGGGCCCUAUUAUGAUUAUGAUGAUGAUGACGACGCUCCAACAUGGCCUUAG
Solanum dulcamara is the source of this 1392-nucleotide messenger RNA. RefSeq lists its product as uncharacterized. NCBI's taxonomy places the organism in Eukaryota, Viridiplantae, Streptophyta, Magnoliopsida, Solanales, Solanaceae. The record is from RefSeq and is a predicted model, not a curated record. Bases 1 to 1392 code for a protein of 463 amino acids. The transcript has a single exon.